UUUUCUCAUUUUGCAACAAUUCACAUUUUCAGCUCAUCUUUCUUUCGUUUUCUCUAGCCGUCUCAUUUUGCCAUUAACCAUUGUCUCACUUUUCCCAAUUCUGAACCAAAAACCCAGACUUUCACUUUGAUUCUCCACCAUUAGUCCAUUAAAAUAUGGAAUCCAUUGUUAGCGGUGCUGCUAAUAAAGUUGUGGAAUACACGUUUGGUGUCAUCAAACGUGGGUUUUGUUACAUAAUAUAUGUUGACAGCAAUGUCCAGAAUCUCAAGAUGCAAGUUCAAAAACUGAUUGAUGCCCGAGCAAGUGUGCAGCAAGAUGUUUAUAAGGCCCAAAGGAAUGCGGAAGAGAUUUUUCAUCAUGUUAAUAGGUGGUUGACUGAGGUCAAUGAGAAGAUCGCUGAGCAGGCUGCGACACAAUCGAAGGAGGAUGAAGAGAAAGCCACGAAAAAGUGUUUCGUUGGGUUGUUUCCUAAUUUAAAGUCUCGUUACCUGCUUAGCAAGAAAGCAGAGGAAGAGGCGCAGGCUAUUAUUCAACUCCUGGGAGAAGGCAAAUUCGAAAAAGUUUCGUAUUCUGUUGCUCCAGAGGGGAUAGUAAUCAAAGGUUACAAGGCCUUCGAAUCAAGAACAAGUGCCAUGGAGGGGAUUAUGGAGGCCUUAAGGGAAUCAAGUGUCCGAAUAGUUGGAGUACACGGGAUGGCUGGUGUAGGCAAGACCACCCUUGCAAAAGAAGUUGCAAGUAAAGUCAGGGAAGAACACUUAUUUGACGAAGUGGCGAUGGCAAUGGUUUCACACAAUCCAGUCAUAAGACAAAUUCAAGGAGAGAUUGCUGACAUGUUGGGGCUCAAAUUUGAUGUUGAGACUGAUAGUGGAAGAGCAAUGCAGUUACGGCAGCGAUUGAAGAAUGGCAAGAGGAUCCUCAUAAUUUUAGAUGACCUCUGGCAGAAACUCGAUCUUGAAGCUGUCGGGAUCUCAUUUGAUAAUGAGGCCGCUCAAAAAUCUUCUACUGCUGGAUGCAAAAUAUUGCUGACUUCCAGAGGCCUCGAUGUGCUCCGCCUUAUGGAUGCUGAGAGGAGUUUCGAAGUCAAAAUCUUAUCUCAAGAAGAAUCAAUGAUUCUGUUUGCAAAAAUAGUUGGUGACGCGGUUGGAAAAUCUGAUGAUUAUCAACGUGUAGCGGAUGAAUUGGUGAAAAAAUGCGCAGGGCUACCAGUUGCUAUUUUAGCAAUUGCAAAUACAUUGAAAACAAGGGAUCUCUAUUUUUGGGAGGAUGCCUUGCGGCAGCUGCAAAGAUCAAUUCCAUCAAACAUAAAAGGGCUGCAAGACAAUGUAUAUUCCACUAUAGAGUUGAGUUACAGAUGGUUGAGCAAUGAGGAAGAGCAAUCUGUGUUCCUGCUUUGCGGCCUGCAUCCUCAAGGUUUUGAUAUUCUUGUCUCUGAUUUGCUACAGUAUAGUAUUGGUUUGGAUUUGUUGGAAGGCAUCAACACUGUGGAAGAAGCAAGGAAAAGAAUUGAUGUACUGGUUCAUGAGCUCAAAGCUUCUAGCUUGCUACUGGAGGGAAAAGGUUACAAAUGGGUGAAGAUGCAUGAUCUCAUUCGCGAUGUUUCCCUUUCAAUCGCCUCUAAAGAUAAGCGGAUGUUGGUCAUAGAGGACGAAAGUCGUAUGAAAGAACUAUUGAAGAAGGGAAAACUCAAUGACUGCACUGCUAUCUCAUUGCCAUACAGUAAUAUUCAUGAGCUUUCUGGUGUGGAAUGCUCGAAACUGGAGCUACUCAUGUUGCUGAAUGAAGAUUCUUCUUUCCAAAUCUCAGACACCUUUUUUGAAGGCAUGAAUGAGCUGAAGGUGCUAAAUGUGACUGGUAUGAGUUUUCCAUCUCUACCUUCAUCUUUUCUUUCAUUAACAAAACUUCAAACUUUGCUUUUGUAUCAAUGCAACUUGUCUGAGAUAGCCAUCAUAAGGAAUCUAAAGAAGUUAGAUAUCCUUAGCUUUCAGGGUUCUAGCAUUAAGCAAUUACCAGUAGAGAUAGCAGAAUUGACCGAACUGAGGUUAUUAGAUUUGAGUGAAUGUUCCAGUCUUAAAGUGAUCCCAGCAAACGUCAUAUCAAAAUUGUCUAGAUUAGAAGAGCUAUAUGUUGGCAAGAGCUUCGGUCAAUGGAAUGUUAAAGGAAAUGCACAACUUGCAGAGUUGAAGAACUUGUCCUGUUUGUCUGCCCUACAUUUAUAUAUUCCUGAUGCCCAAAUUAUGCCAAAAGAUUUGUUCUCUGUGAAGUUGGAAAGAUACAAGAUUGCCAUAGGAAACUUUGAUUGGGAUUCGUUUGAGUGUGAAGCUUCAAAAGCAUUGCAACUUAAAUUAAAUACUGGCAUUCAUUUAGAUGAAGGGAUUAAAAUGUUGGUAGAGAAAACUGAGGAGUUAGGUAUAGAGGAAUUCAAAGGGGCGGAGAAUGUGCUUUAUGGGUUAGAUAGCGAAGGUUUUCCACAUUUGAAGCAUCUCAGUGUCGUUAAUUCCUCAGAGAUGAAAUGUAUUAUUAAGUCCAUGGGGUCGGCUCCGCAUAAAGCAUUUCCUGUUUUAGAGUCAUUGAAGCUUAGCAGUCUAACUGUUUUGGAGAAGAUUUGCGAUGGUCAACUCAAAACAGCAUCAUUUAGCCGACUAAGAACCAUACAAGUUAGAUGGUGUGAUAGAUUGAAGAAUCUUUUCUCAGUCUCCAUAGCAAAAAAUCUCUACCAACUUCAACAAAUUAGCGUUAAGUGGUGCGAGAACAUUAAAGAGAUAGUUGUAAAGGAGGAAGGAAAGGAAGACAAUGUUGUAGAGUUUCGACAGUUGCGCUCUUUGGAACUCGAAGAUUUGCCAGAAUUGAAAAGCUCUUAUUCCAUGGAGGAAACGCCUUCCUUAAGAGGACAAGGAGGAAGUGUAUCGACCACAAAUAUGGUUCCACUUUUCAACCGAAAGGUUAUUUUCCCUGUCAUAAAGGAGUUGGUAUUAAGAUCAAUGAAUAGCAUUGGAAAACUAUGGGAUGAUCAGCUUCUCACUGAUGUAAUGUUUUUUGGUUUUCAAAUGUUAACAAUUCUGAGUAUUUACAGCUGCCAUAAAUUGAAGUAUGUAUUUACUUCCUCAAUGGUUAAAAGCUUUGUGCAAUUGAAAACACUUGAUGUUGGAAAUUGUGAGGAAAUGGAAAAGGUAAUAGCAGUCAGUGCAGAAAAAGAAAGAAAUAACAUAAUGGUGUUCCCUAAACUUGACUCCUUGCAUCUCUACGAUCUUCCCAAUCUCAAAAGAUUUUGUUGUGGAAUUAAUCCAAUUGAAUUUCCUGUUCUAAGAAGACUAGAGAUAGAAAAGUGUCCAGUUUUGAGCACAUUCCACUGUGAUUCUAGUACAAAUGUUGGAAAGAGUAACAAUAGCAUCUCAAUGGGUCACAAUCUCCGAAUUGAUGUACCACACUGUCUAUUCAACGAUAAGGUUGUGUUCCCUGUCAUUAAGGAGUUAGUAUUAGAAUCAAUGAGUAGUAUUGAAAAACUAUGGGAUGAUCAGCUUCCAGUUGCCGAAAUGUCUUUUGGUUUUCAAAAUUUAACAAUUUUGGAAGUGCUGAGGUGUCACAAAUUGAAGUAUGUAUGUACUUCCUCAAUAGUUAAAAGCUUUGUGCAACUGAAAACACUUAAUGUUGGAAACUGUGAGGAAAUGGAAGAGGUAAUAGCAAUCAGUGUAGAAGAAAAAAGGAAUAACAUAGUGGUGUUUCCUAAACUUGACUUAUUGUUUCUCUUCAAUCUCCCCAAUCUCAAAAGAUUUUGCUGUGGAAUUAAUUCAAUUGAAUUCCCUUUUCUAAGGAACUUUUCAAUAAGUAGGUGUCCUAUUUUGAGCACAUUGCAUUUUGAUUCUAGUACAAGUGUUGGAAAUGAAGCAAGAAAGAGUAGCAGCAGUAGCAGCAUUUCAAUACCAAAAUAUCUAUUUGAUGAAAAGGUGGCACUUCCUAUGCUACAGCACUUGCAAAUUUGUUCCAUGAAAAACUUGGAAAGGUUAUGGCCUAACCAACUUGCUGAACAAUCCUUUUCCAAACUAAGUUACUUUGAAUUGGAAUGUUGUGAUAAGUUAGUGAAUGUUUUUCCGUUGAGUAUGUUGACGAGACUUAAAAGGCUUGAGAAACUAAUCAUAUGGGAGUGUGAAUUAGUGGAAGAAAUAUUUGAACCCCAACAAACAGCUGUUAGUAGUGUGGUUGCUACAUUUGAAUUUCCACGGCUGACGUCCUUGGACCUCGUAAGAUUGCCAAGACUAAAGAGUUUCUAUCAUAACAUGCAUUUUACAAAUUGGCCUUCAUUGAAAGAGAUGUAUGUGAGUGAAUGUGAUAAAGUGGAGAUAUUGUUUGGUUUUCAAGAAACAGGUGGAGGAAAGAGUGAACAUGAACUAAUACCAAUUCAGCGGCCCUUAUUUUGGGUGGAUAAGUUUACGUUCCCAACUCUACAACAACUUUCUUUGGGAUGGAAUGAUGGGAUGAAAGAGAUAUGGCAUUGCUCUGCCCAACAUCAACUACUUGCAUCUCACUACUUCUCCAAACUAAAAGUUGUCACACUUUAUGACUUGCCUAAACAAUUAGCCAUAUUCCCAUCUUACUUGCUCCAUUUAUUAUACUUUCCCAAUCUUGAAACGCUUGAAAUAGAGAGAGCCUACUUCAAAGAGAUAUUCCCAAGUGAAGGAGUUGGUGAGGAAAAGCCUACAUCUGCAUGGCUGCUACUCUCUCGGUUAACUGAAUUAAGGCUGAAAGAUUUUCCUGAAUUGAUGCAUCUAUGGAAGGAAAAGGAAAGGUGUCCCAAAUUAAAAUAUAGUUUAGUUCCAUCCUCAGUUUCUUUCCAUAAUCUGGUGACUCUAGAAGUUCAAGGAUGUGAUGGAAUCAUAAAAUUAGUUGCAUAUUCCACAGCCAAAAGCCUAGUGCAGCUUAAAGAAAUGAAGAUAUGCUUGUGCGAGAAUAUAGAAGAAAUAAUACAAGGUAGCGGGGAUGAUGAAGAUGAAGUAAAGGAUGAAAUCAGUUUCCCCCAACUCAACCUUUUGGAACUUAUUGGGCUAUCAAAGCUAGAAAGCUUCUGCUCAUCAGGGAAUUAUACCUUUGGAUUCCCAUCAUUAGUAACUGUAAUUCUGGAAAAUUGCCAAAAGAUGAAGAUGUUUUCUCAAGGAGACUCAAACACACCAUUUUUGCACAAAGUGCGGUUACAGAAAUGGGAAAAUGAUGAACGUUGGGAAGGCAACCUUAAUAGCACCAUACAGCAACUGUUCAAAGAAAAGAAUUCUACCAUAGAGGAAGUGCAGAAUUACAUUGAAGAUCAAGACAAUCUUUCAGCUUCUAACACCCAACGAUCCAAUUAAGUGCUUGCUUCAUCACAAAUUCACAAAUGCAGGGGGUUCUAAUUCCUAUUUCCUUAUACAUUAUAUGUUCCAUUUGAUCAACCUGUAAAUGGUCACAACUUCUUGCUUGAGGCUUUUAUGUUUAGCUAAUUAUAGCUUGCCAUGUAUUAAUUCGAUCAACCUUUGAAGUGAUAGCAUAUGUACUAGGUACUU
Durio zibethinus is the source of this 5528-nucleotide messenger RNA. Lineage: Eukaryota; Viridiplantae; Streptophyta; Magnoliopsida; Malvales; Malvaceae. The record is from RefSeq and is a predicted model, not a curated record.